Messenger RNA from Panonychus citri (citrus red mite), 4522 nucleotides. Its product is annotated as myosin-G heavy chain-like. Bases 608 to 3262 code for a protein of 884 amino acids. Gene Ontology annotation, molecular function: DNA-binding transcription factor activity, RNA polymerase II-specific; RNA polymerase II cis-regulatory region sequence-specific DNA binding. The transcript is spliced from 8 exons. The record is from RefSeq and is a predicted model, not a curated record. Gene Ontology annotation, cellular component: nucleus. NCBI's taxonomy places the organism in Eukaryota, Metazoa, Arthropoda, Arachnida, Trombidiformes, Tetranychidae. Gene Ontology annotation, biological process: regulation of transcription by RNA polymerase II; cell fate commitment.
CUCUUUUAUUAUUAUUUUUCUCUCUCUCUCUCUCUUCAUGGUGUAGGUUGAAAACUUUGAACCAAUCAAACCUUGAGUGCGUUUCUCACAUGCUCACAUUAUGUAAGUUCAUCUUGCUGCCUUUUUGUCAGGUAAGUUUGAGCAACUCGAGGAGCGUAAGCGACGCCCAAAUAGGGAGCUGAGUGAGAAUUUGCUCCUUUGAUGGAAAAGCAUCAAAUCUGCUAUAACAUGUUUAUCUCUUUGAAAUAUGAAUUCGUACUUGUUGUUCUACUUUUUUUUGUUUUUCCAAAAUUUGACGAAUAUUGUGAAAAGUUCUAUUUGUGAAGAUAAUCAUCUUACUCAUUGUUCUCAUCAUCAUCAUCACCCUCAUCAUCCUCAUCACCCUAUCAUCACCUUAGUACCACCACCACAAUCAACAGCAACAACAACAACAACAACAAUAACAUCAACACUAGAAUCAUUAUCAUCACAAACAACAUAAUAACAGCAAGAGAAACAACAACAACAACAACAAUAGCAAAUAUCAACAAUCAUCUUAAUUGUUUCAACACUUUAAAAGUUUUAAUUGUGAUUUUAUUUUUUCAAUUUGCAUCACUUUUUAUCGGAUAUGUCGGCCAAGCGUAAAAGCUUACCAACCAAAAUAUCAAAAAGCUCAUCGGAUUUCAUGGAAGUUCAACAUGGAGGAAUUUCAAAUGCUCAUCAAAAAAUCAGAUUCAUUUUCAAGGAUGAUGAUAUUAGACAACUAGAGCAACUUGUAACUGAGAAACGGCAACAACUUCAUGAUCUCGAGUCAAGUAUGGAAGUGCUCAAGGAACGAUCAUCAGCGACUCAACCCUUAGUGUUUUUCCCCUAUUUCGAUGGGCGAGGUUACCAAGGAUUCCCAGGAACCACAUCGACCUCUGGCCUGGUAAAUUCAUCACCCUCACCUUCACCUCUUUCAACCACCACAACAAUAACACCAACAACAAUGAUUGGUGAUUCUCAGAACAACCAACAAAGUGGUUUAUCACCAUCAUCAUUUCAUGGUCAUCACAAUCAUAACUCUCAUCAUCAUCAUUCAAAAUCAACCACAGCCACAUCAUCAUCAUCAUCACCAUCACCAUCAUCAACAACCACAACAACACCAACAACAACAACAACAACAACCUCAACAACUCUAAUCACACCAACAUCUCUUGGUUCAUCUUCAUCACCUUCAGCAACAACAACAACAACAACAACAACAGCGAUUACCGGAACAAUAUUAACAUCUUUAUCACCUUCAUCUUCAUCACCUUCAUCUCCAUCACCAGUGACAUCAAUACUUUCCUCAUUAUCUUCAUCAGCCUCAUCAAAUAGCACAAAUCAUCAUCAUCAUCAUCAUCAUCUUCAAUCCCAUCCAACUCAUUCAAUUGAUUCCUCUUCAAGUCCAAACUCCCACCCCAAUAGCCGAUCCACCUUACCUUUAACGGCCAAUGGUUUGACCAUAUUAACAUCAACAAGCCCAACAAAUAAUCACAAUAAUAAUAAUAAUAAUCAUUCAAGAUCAAGUCCAAUGAACAAAAUAAUAACAAAAAAUGAAUCAAACUCUUCUGGUGCAAAUGAAAGUGUUAAUAACAAUGUGAUUAACAGUUUGACCAAUGGUGUUGGUAGUAUUUCUGGUAUUAAUAUAACUUUACACAAUGUCAACAACAUCGGUUUGACUGGAUCAUCUUUAUCAUCUUCCUCUUCUUCCUCUUCCUCAUCUUCAUCUUCCUCAUCCACCGGAAGUAUACUCAAUGGUACCAAUGGACCUUUAAAUAUGAAAAGAUCAUCUAAUUCAGAUAAUAGUCGACCAAAUAGUUUAACAGUUAAUUGUGAUCAACGUUUUUCAUCACCUAAAUUAGAUGAAAUUAGCAAUAGUUUUAGCAAUAGUGAUGACGAUGACGAUGGACCUUUGAAUCUGAGUAAACCAAAAUCUGAUGAUAAACCAAGUUUUAGAAAAUCUUACCUUGGAUCAGGUUCACGUUCACCUCCAAAUGCUUCACAUUCAUCAUUAGGAGCUGCAUCAAGUCCACCCUUCGCAUCAACUGUCGCAGCCAUAAGCACCUCUUCAUCUAAUGUACAUAAUUUUAAUCACACUCUUACUACUCAGGAACAGGGUGGUAACGGUGGUGGUUCAAUGCCAAAAUCUUUAUCGGUGCCAAGUUCACUGUUAUCAGGUAAAUCACCGUUAGCUGGAUUACCGAAUGGCUUAAACCCUUGGUCAGUUGGACCUUUAAUGUCCAAUUUUGGUCUUUACGGAUCUAUUCCAUUUAAUCCGUAUCGCAGUCAUGGAUCAUCUGGAUCAUCAUCAUCGGCUCAUGGAAAUGGUUCAACGGUAACCGGAAAUAAUGGUUCAUCAAUCAUUGGUAACAAUGGUAAUGGAUCAAAUUCUGGGCAAAAUAUUGGUGUUAAUUCACAAGAUCAUUCUCCCAUGUCUACCUGUGACAAACCAUUUCCAUUUGGUAUGUUCCCAAGUGGACUUGAUCAUGCUACAGCGGCUGCAGCGGCAGUUGCAGCGGCAGCCGCUGCCGCAGCGUCAACUAGGUCACCAGGACCAAGUGGUAAUGGUAAUUGUAAUGUUAAUAGCGGUACAAAUAAUGGAAAUAAUUGUAACGCUAAUAGUGGUUCUAAUAAUGGAAACAAUGGUAACACGGGAGGAGAAGGUGGAGGAAAUGGAGGCGGAUCAACAGGGCAACAGGGUGCCAAGAUAAUUCGACAAACCAAAAAAGAAUCUGAAGGUAAACCUCAUAUUAAAAGGCCAAUGAACGCAUUCAUGGUUUGGGCGAAGGACGAAAGAAGAAAAAUUCUCAAAGCUUGUCCGGAUAUGCACAAUUCCAAUAUAUCUAAAAUUCUGGGUGCUCGAUGGAAAGCAAUGCCAAACGCUGAAAAGCAACGUUAUUACGAGGAACAGUCUCGAUUGAGUAAACAGCACAUGGAAAAGUAUCCAGAUUACCGAUAUAGACCUCGACCUAAACGAACCUGUAUAGUCGAUGGUAAGAAAUUGAAGAUCAGUGAAUAUAAACAACUAAUGAGGCAAAAACGGGAAGAAAUGCGAAAUUUAUGUGGAGGCAAUAGUGGAGCAUUUCCUUCUGGUUCAUCUCGAUCUCCAUCAGGCUUUAUUCAACCUGGUUUCCCGGAUAUUAGCUCAGGUGAUGAGGAUGCUGAUGAUGAUAUUACAGAAGAUGAUUAUUCAAAUGCCAUGGAAACAUCACCGAAAGCAUCUUCAGGAGAGGAGAUGUCACCUUGUCAAACACGUUAAUUUAUAUAUAUAUAAAUAUACAAUUCGUAAUAUAUAAUAUAUAUUAUUAGAACAAGGAAAAAAAAAUAUUCAACAAGAAUCACAAUCACAAUUCAAUCUUCAUGUUUCCUCAAUCCUUUUUUUUCUUGUUUCAUCUCUUUGAUCAGCUGUUGUUAUUUUAAAUCUCUUUUUUUUAAUUAAUAUCAUUAAUUUGUCAUCAUAAUUAUAUUAUAAAAAUUAUAAUAGAAAAACAAAGUGAUUACCUGUGGUAUGUUUGUCUCUCUCUCUCACUCUCUCACUCUAUCUUCCGAUAUUCAAUUUUCAUUCAUUGAAACUUUUCAUUGAGAAAUCGCAACAAACUUUUUCCUUUUUUUUGUUCUUCCUCUUGUAAAACUCAUCAGAUCGAUUUCCAAUUUCAUCGUAUUCUCAUUAAAUUUCAUUCAUUAAUCUUUAUUUCUCACAUAGAAAACAAGGAGAAACAUUGAAAUCAUUAAAUUAUCAUCAUGUUUUUAUUAGCAUUAUCAAUACACAAACAGGCACACAAACACAAAGUUAUCACUCUCAGAAUAACAAUAACUAUUAUUAUCAUAUUAUUAUUAUUAUUAAAUUGCUAUUUAGAAUUGCUAUUAGAAACAAUCAAACAAAACUCUGAAUAUCAUGAAAUGUUAUUCAACACAACUCUCUGUCUCUCUCUUUGCUUAAUUAGUUAAUAUGUGUAUAAAUAUUACUCACGAUUAAUAUCUGUUUCAACUCAGCUGAUUAACUGAUUGAAUGUUUGUUAAAUAACAUGAUGAUAACAAGUCACCUUCCCGCCUUUUCCAUGUUAAAAAAAUAAAUUCUGAGAAUCUGAGCCCACUCAAAAUAUCCUCGUUUUCUAAUCAGGCUUAUGUUGAUUCUGAGGAAAAGAAUAAUAAAAAAAAAUUCUUUCCAUCGAAUCGAGUUUCUUUCGAGUCUUAAAAUGUUACAUUGUAGUUAAUUCAUUCCCAUUCUUUUCUCAUCCUCAUCAAAUCAUCUUCAUCUUCAUCUUUCAUCAUCAUCAUCUCUCUUUCUUUCUCUCUUCCAUUUAUCUAUUUCUCUUUCUCUUCAAGUCACUUUCUCUCUCUCUCUCUCUCUCAUCAUAAUAAUAACCAUAAAACGCUAACAAUACACAUAAAAAAAUCUCGAAAACACCGAGAGAGUAACAAGAAACACUCACGAACAACACACAUCAUCUUAUGUAAAUAUUUUCGAUUUUCUAUAAAAAUAGACUUGUAAACAUUAAACGAACCUUGUAUUUGACAA